Chelonus insularis is the source of this 1953-nucleotide messenger RNA. RefSeq lists its product as uncharacterized. The transcript is spliced from 2 exons. The record is from RefSeq and is a predicted model, not a curated record. Gene Ontology annotation, biological process: DNA recombination; DNA integration. Gene Ontology annotation, molecular function: DNA binding. Bases 1 to 1953 code for a protein of 650 amino acids. Lineage: Eukaryota; Metazoa; Arthropoda; Insecta; Hymenoptera; Braconidae.
AUGUAUAAGGAAAAAGUAAAAAUCAGAUUAUUAGCUCAACUUAUUGGAAGUUUAGUGGCAGCUUGUCCAGCAAUAAAAUAUGGUUGGCUCUAUACAAAGAAGUUAGAGAGAGAGAAGUUUCUGUCGCUGUUGAAGAAGGAUGGUAAAUAUGACUGCGUCAUGAGGUUGCCAGAGCAUUUGAGAGAGGAUUUUGAAUGGUGGAAAAUAAAUAUUAUGAACUCUAGAAACUCCUUUAAAUUACCUAGUUAUAAAAGGGUUAUUUUUACUGACGCCUCUCUAUCAGGUUGGGGAGCUUAUUGUGAAGGUACUGGUACUCACGGGUCAUGGUCUGUAGAAGAGAAAAAACACCAUAUAAAUUAUUUAGAGUUGCUUGCAAUAUUCUUUGCUUUAAAAUCAUUCGCUUCGGAUCUUUACAAUUGUAACAUUCUCUUGAGAGUUGAUAAUACGACUGCAAUCUCUUACAUAAAUCGAAUGGGUGGUAUUCAACAUCAGAAUUUAAAUAUUCUUGCUAGAGAAAUUUGGCAGUGGUGUGAACAGAAAAACAAUUGGAUCUUUGCAUCGUAUAUCCCCUCUCAAGAAAAUGAAGAUGCCGAUCGAGAAUCAGGAAAAAACAAUGUCGACACUGAAUGGGAGAUUGGAAACGAAUAUUUUCGUAAAAUAGUUAGAAAAUAUGGUACACCGGAAAUAGAUCUUUUCGCGAACAGAAUUAAUAAAAAAUGCGAGGUUUUCUGUUCCUGGUUUCAAGACCCAGAAAGUUUCAUCGUAGAUGCGUUUACAAUCAACUGGCAUAACUGGUUUUUCUAUGCGUUCCCUCCGUUUGCUAUGAUUCCUAGGGUCAUUCAGAAAAUUGUAUCUGACAGAGCACGGGGUAUAUUAGUAGUCCCUUAUUGGACCACUCAGGCUUGGUUUCCAGUUUUCGAGACUCUUUUAAUCAUUAAAUCAUCCCUUGCAUCAAAAAAUGUUUUUGAUUGUCGGAAAGCUAUCCGGACAGCGUUCGAAAAAAGAGGACUUCCGUCAUCAGCCGUAGAGAUUGUAAUACUAUCGCUUGCAGAAGGAACAAUAAAACAAUAUGCUGGUCCAAUAAAAGAAUGGUUUGGAUUUUGCGAAGAAAAGAAGCAAGAUCCAUAUAAUAUCACAGAAAAUAAUUUAUUAGAAUUUUUAUCUCACAAGUUUCAAGCAGGAGCAGCUUAUGGCUCCCUAAAUUCAAUGAGAGCAGCAAUAUCCCUAUUAUCAGAAAAAAGCCUAUCAUCUAGUCUAUUAUUAAAUAGAUUUUUCAAAGGUGUCUAUCGAAAUCGUCCUCUAAGGCCGAAGUAUGAUAAAACCCGGGAUCCAAAGAUAGUCUUAGAUGUGUUAGAAACUUGGUUUCCCUUGGAAAGUUUAAAGUUGUCAAGGUUAACGUUAAAAGUAGCAACCUCGUUAGCAUUAGGCACUGCUCAUAGAAUACAAACGUUGGCACUAAUUAAAGUAAGUAAAAUCAAAAAAGUAGAAGGAGGAUUAGAAAUAGAAAUUGAAGAUUUUACAAAAACAUCUAAAAAAGGUGUAAAUCAACCAUUGCUGUUUUUACCCUAUUUUAAAGACAAACCUCAACUAUGUAUUGCAAGCACAGUAGAAAAAUAUAUUGAGGCUACUAAUUCAUUAAGAAAUAAUGUUGACAAACUGCUAAUCACUUUUAAGAAACCUUACAAAGAAGCGUCUACUCAAACAAUCAGUCGUUGGGUUAAGUCAGUGUUAACAGAAAGUGGUGUUCCAGAAGAAUUUACCGCAUAUUCAACGCGACAUGCAUCCACAUCAACUGCAUAUAAAAAAGGAAUUGACAUAAACACAAUUAAGUCAACGGCUGGUUGGACGAAAUCGUCAGAGGUUUUCGCAAGAUUUUACAAUAGACCAAUUAAAGUAUCGAAAAGCAUAUUCGCUGAAACAGUUUGUCUUCAAGCUAAUAUAAUAAGUUAUUAA